AUCCGCACAGCAAGGAGCAGGCAGCGGGGAUGGCAGUCCCAGCAGUGCAGCGGCAGAGACACCCUCCAACGAAGACUUCAGCCUUUCCUUGCUGGACACUAACUUGCCAGCUGAAGCAGAGCCUGAACUGCGCAGCUUUAUCGCUAAGCGUCUUACCAAAGGAGCCCUGUUUGAAGGAAUGGGGAAUGUGGCGUCAGUGGGGCUGAGCAUACCAGAAUAUAAAGUUGGUUGUUACUACUGUCGUUUCCAACAAGAAAAUCUUCUAGAAAUGGCAACACUGGAAUCAGACAUCAAUGCUCCAGAAUAUGUGGUUUGUUUCUUAGGUGGCUCAGAGAAAGGUCUGGAACUUUUCAGACUGGAGCUGGACAAAUAUGUUCAAAGUCUGAAGAUAAACCUUGAUUUGGAGAAAAAAACCUUGGAGACUUGUGUUAACCCCUACUUGAGAAGCUGGUUUGAGAACGCCAUAUGCCCUAUUCAGAGAGUCGUGCAGCUCUUCCAGGAGAAACUCACCUUUUUGUUACAUGCUGCUUUGAGUUAUACUCCUGUGGAAGUAAAAAAAGCAGAUGAAAGAACAGAAAAAGACAUCAGCAGGUUUCUGGCAGCUGCCAGCCUCCAAGGACUUGUUCAGGAAGGAACAAUGACCUCCUUGUGUAUUGCCAUGACUGAGGAACAGCACAAGUCAAUGAUUAUAGACUGUAGUGGACCUCAGCCUCAGCUGCAUAAUGCAGGAAGCAACAGAUUCUGUGAGGACUGGAUGCAUGCUUUUGUGAAUGGUGCUGAAGGUGGAAAUCCAUUUCUCUUCCGGCAAAUUUUGGAAAACUUUAAAUUGAAGGCUAUACAAGACAUUAACAACCUGAAGAGGUUUAUCCGCCAGGCUGAAAUGAACCAUUACGCCUUGUUCAAGUGUUACAUGUUUCUAAAGAACUGUGGCAGUGGGGACAUCCUUUUGAAGAUUGUUAAAGUAGAACAUGCAGAAAUGCCAGAAGCCAGAAACGUAGUGACCGCCCUUGAGGAAUUCAUGAGAGAAACAUCAGUGGCUUAA
Molecule: messenger RNA, 1042 nt
Organism: Tauraco erythrolophus (red-crested turaco)
Lineage: Eukaryota; Metazoa; Chordata; Aves; Musophagiformes; Musophagidae
Source: RefSeq, a predicted model, not a curated record